AUGGCUUCGUCGUCGCUUGAUCCUGCCUCUUGGACUUGGCCCGAGGACUUGCCUGGUGCUUGGGCCGAUGACCACGUCCAGAAAGAGGAGAAGAGACCACAAUCAUUUCAGACACCUAGCGAAUACAGAGAGCACCAGCCCCCUUCGGAAGGCGAACAAGAGUCUGCACCUCGUCAACCACCCCAGUCUUCCUCGCCAGACUCGGCGGGCUCUACAGGCUCACAACAGCGCGAACGUCAUUACAACCCGCGCACAUGUCGCAUCUGCCUCGAGACUGUCUUGCCAACAUACCACCCACCGUCAGACUCACUGCCAGGCUUCUUGCGCUCCGCUCCGAACGUCACAUACGAGAGUGAAGACGGUGGUCGUCUGCUGCGCCCCUGCCUGUGCAAGGGUAGCCAAAAAUACGUCCAUGAGGAAUGUCUGCAAGCCUGGCGCUUACAGAAUCCUGCCGCAAAGCGUAAUUACUGGCAAUGUCCAACAUGUAGGUACAAGUAUCGUCUAGAACGCAUGAACUGGGCACACUGGAUCAGCAGCACUGCCGCUCAAAUCUUGCUUACCUUGGCCAUCUUCCUUGUCGCCUCAUUCACUCUAGGUUACGUCGCUGAUCCAAUCAUCAAUCUCUAUCUUGACCCUUACGACACCAUCGCUCAUGGCUCUCAACCCAUCCUAGAUCCGAAUGAGCCUGUCACGUGGUUUGAGCACUUUCUCAAGGGUUUCGCCUCUCUGGGCUUGGUCGGAUUUGCCAAGUUUCUCCUUACUUUGAGUCCGUGGCAGAUGUACAAUGUUCGUACUUCUGGUGUUGUAGGUGGUCGUACCACGGGGAGAGACAGAAUGGCUCAGAUCAGCUGGAUUGCUGUGGGCGUCGGCAUCUUGACUUUCACUUGGGCUGUCUGGAAAGGCGUCCGAGCUUGGAGUCGACGUGCUCUCGCAGCUGCAUCAGAACGUGUCAUGGACGUUCCUGGUGCAAAUUUCGACGAUGACGAUGAGGAGUGA
This is a messenger RNA of Aureobasidium subglaciale EXF-2481, 996 nucleotides long. RefSeq lists its product as uncharacterized. The record is from RefSeq and is a predicted model, not a curated record. NCBI's taxonomy places the organism in Eukaryota, Fungi, Ascomycota, Dothideomycetes, Dothideales, Saccotheciaceae. The transcript is spliced from 3 exons. Bases 1 to 996 code for a protein of 331 amino acids. Gene Ontology annotation, molecular function: zinc ion binding.